UGUGGCCGCCAUCUUGGUUGCCGGAGCCCCUGGAGCGGGAGCCAGGGGGCGGCGGCGGCGGCUGGAGGGAGAGAGAGAGAGAGAGAGAGAGAGCGCUGUUGCCGGUGCUCGGUCUGCGUCAAGGAGCCGCAGGGACGGCGUGAACCCCCGGCCAUUCCGGGUCCGAGAGGAGCCAGUGAUAACAGGCGUUAGAAGUUAUACAACUCUUUGUCAAGAUGUCGUACAUGUUGCCACAUCUCCACAAUGGCUGGCAAGUGGACCAGGCCAUUUUGUCAGAGGAGGAUCGUGUUGUCGUCAUUCGCUUUGGUCAUGACUGGGAUCCAACUUGUAUGAAGAUGGAUGAGGUGUUGUACAGUAUUGCUGAAAAAGUGAAAAACUUUGCUGUUAUUUAUCUUGUGGAUAUCACAGAGGUACCAGACUUCAACAAAAUGUACGAGUUGUACGAUCCGUGCACAGUUAUGUUUUUCUUCAGAAAUAAGCACAUCAUGAUUGAUUUAGGCACCGGCAACAACAAUAAAAUUAAUUGGCCUAUGGAAGACAAACAGGAGAUGAUAGACAUUGUUGAGACAGUUUACAGAGGAGCCCGCAAGGGAAGGGGUCUUGUAGUAUCUCCAAAGGACUACUCCACUAAGUAUAGAUAUUGAGGUGUCGUGUAUGAUCAGCUGAACAGUUUUCUAUAAGCUCCAUCUUGAAAGCUAUCACCAGUGUACAUAAACCACCAACCUUCAGAUUGCGCAUCUAUGAUUCUAUGUUUGCAUUGGAUGUCCUUAUUUUAUCUACCAUACGAUUUAUAAACUAUACAUGAUUGCAAAGUCUUGUUUUUUCUUAAAUCCAUAUUUUCUGUUGAGCUAAAUAGAAAUUGUUUUUUUUUUUAACCAUUUAUUAUUUUUAUAAAAAGGACUCUUCUGUAACUGUGCACUGAGUCUGGUAAUUUUUGAUACAAUACUUUGAAUAUUUGAAUCACUUUAGUUCAUGCUUUGUUGACAUCCAAAUAAAAACUGAAGAAUAACACAUCAUUGGAUUUGGGUUCUCUGAUCGUGAUGCUGAUGGAAAUCCAUUUAAAAUAGUUUUUGUUGUCAUUUUGAUUGGAAAGAUGUAAGCUACUGUUUUCUUUUUAACAGUGGUUAUGUACUGUAUUUUUUUAACCAACUAUGUACUGGGCUAAAUUUUCAGCCAGCAUUGGGAAGAAAAUAUAAAAUGUAAUUAUUUUAAAUGUUGACAGGCAUCAAUGUUUACUGCAUUUAUUCUUGGCCACAUAUCUAACUUUUACAUAAUAUUUAUUGUUGUUUCCUCCCCUGCCCCCAAACACACACAAUUAUGUGCUUGUUUGUCUGUGUUGUGGAUUUGGGCUCAGGCUCCACAGUCUUCAAACUCUUAUAGUUGGUUUGUUACUAUGCAUUUAAUAACAUUAAUGUGUGUUGUCUUUUUAUAAAAAAAAGGAUGACAUGAGAACAGUUCAGAUUUAUUCUCGUAUGACCUGAGCACACUAUAAGCUACUUGCUUACCAGUUAACUUGGCAAACAGUUGCUUAGAUUUGAUCAAAGCGAUUAUUGUCUUUGAAAUGUAAACACGGGUACAAUUUCUUGAUUAAGUGAAUUGAUUCUUGCAUCUGUGAGCCUCAAAUCCUGUUUACAAUUUUUUUUGAUGCCAUUAUGCCUUUUCAAAGGCUAAAACUAUAAACGUGUCUUAAUAUAAAAGUAA
Carcharodon carcharias (great white shark) is the source of this 1701-nucleotide messenger RNA. RefSeq names its product thioredoxin-like 4A (gene txnl4a). Gene Ontology annotation, biological process: mRNA splicing, via spliceosome. The coding region runs from base 216 to 644 and encodes 142 amino acids. Gene Ontology annotation, cellular component: U5 snRNP; spliceosomal complex; U4/U6 x U5 tri-snRNP complex. The record is from RefSeq and is a predicted model, not a curated record. NCBI's taxonomy places the organism in Eukaryota, Metazoa, Chordata, Chondrichthyes, Lamniformes, Lamnidae. The transcript has 4 exons.